Boeremia exigua is the source of this 851-nucleotide messenger RNA. RefSeq names its product Golgi apparatus membrane protein TVP18. The transcript has 4 exons. Gene Ontology annotation, cellular component: Golgi membrane. The coding region runs from base 111 to 557 and encodes 148 amino acids. NCBI's taxonomy places the organism in Eukaryota, Fungi, Ascomycota, Dothideomycetes, Pleosporales, Didymellaceae. The record is from RefSeq and is a predicted model, not a curated record. Gene Ontology annotation, biological process: vesicle-mediated transport.
GCUUGCGCAGUCAACAAAGCUGUUGGCAACAAGCUGCGAUACCUCCUCCACCACUCUCACACGCGCACCACGACUAGCCACAAAUUCGCUCUGUACACCAAAACGCAAUCAUGACGCUUGCAGAGGAGUUCAAGUCGAGGAAUUUCAGUAUCUACGGUCAAUGGACUGGAGUGCUGUGCAUCAUCCUCUGCUUUGCGCUCGGUAUUGCGAACAUCUUCCAUGCAACCUUCGUCAUCGCGUUCAGCAUUGUUUGCCUAGUGUCUGCGUUCCUUAUCAUCUUCGUCGAGAUUCCACUGCUCCUUCGUAUCUGCCCGACGUCGCCCAAGUUCGACAGCUUCAUGCGGAAGAUCGAGACAAAUUACAUGCGCGCGGGCUUCUACGCCGUGUUGGGCGCUGUGCAGUGGAUCAGCAUCUGGCCUCAGGCCACAAGCUUGAUCGUCUGCGCCAUCUUCCUGACAGUCGCUGCUAUUUUCUACGCGCUGGCUGGCUUCAAGGGUCAAGCCUUCCAAGGUAGCAAGACCUUGGGCGGACAGGGUGUCGCCCAGAUGAUCAUCUGAGAAACGCACACGGCAAGCGAUACGCAAAGAUUGAGUGCAAAGUGAUUUGCGAGGCAAUCACCAGUGUUGAUCGAGGAGGCAGCCAGACAUACUGGUAAUGAGAGCGCAAAAUGAGGGCUUUGAAGAGCAUAACGAGGCAUUGUUUUUGGCAGUCAGAGGAAACGUUGUGUACCAACACUUGAUACCAGGGCGUUAUUCUGGGUUGAUAUGUAGCUUUUGAUGUAACGAGAUCAUCAUGAAUGGAUUGAUGCCGUUCAGCAACUCAAUGCUGAAGAGACAUGUCUUGCACGCAGU